AUGGUGAAAGCACUCAGCGCCAAGAUCGACGCAUUAGUCAAGGAAUACGACAACCGACUGACUUGCAUGGAUGGCACCACGGCCAGAACCAUAGAGGUCAGAGAGCUUUUCGUAUCAGACGUCUGGCCUCGGGUUGAGGGUGACUUCAAAAGAAUGCUCGAGCUUUUGAAGCAGUUUAUCCAGCAACGCCUCGACGCCAACAACCUACCGGGCAAGGUCGAGGUCCGAGCCAAGGAAGCCAGAUCGAUAGCAUCCACCCUCGUGCGCCGAGAAAAAGAGUUCGACAUACACUGCCACAGCAUUCGCCACGUGUUUGAACAGAUGCAUGAUCUCGCCGGCUGCAGAAUCGUGUUGCAGUCUGUUGAUGAUCAAGAACGUGGUGUGGAGCUCGUCAAGACCGAGUUCUGCUCCAAGAAGCUACAUGUCGAGAUCACUGGCAAAGGAGGCAGCUUAUGGCCGGUCCGGUUUGGGGCUUACAGGUCAAGUAACCACCGGGUUGGGCUUGGGGCGGAGGCAGCUGAUGCCUUGACGCGCAACUACAAAGACGUCAUGUUUGAGAUCCAAGUGACGGACUGGAUUCAAAACACCUGGAACAAAUAUGCGCACAAGAUACUCUACAAGGGACAGUUUGGUGAGCCUUGCAGAGUCACACAGCAGCUGGUAGACCUGCUCAAGGGAAACCUCACCUCGCUCGACGUUGUUCUUAACUCUAUCCACGAUGUCCUUCGCGCUUCGAAGCAAAGGUUUGCGGGCGUGGGUCCCAAUCAUCAAGCGGCCAUUGCAGCGAAUUCGGCAUUGGAGGUCCUGGGUCCUGAAAUGAGAAAUGCCGUUCAAGAGGUCAUCAAGGAAUGCGUGCAGAGCGUGGAGAACGAGUCCUUUGCUCUACCAAAGACACAGGGGCUACAGUACUGUAGAGACCUGAAGAAACAACAGACAGAGGUAAUGAGUGCAUUUGUCCACGAACUUAGGCAGGAGAUUCUUCGCAACCGUUUUGCCGCCCGCCGCAAAGCAAUGAUCCAAAGACUCAGCAGCAUUUCAAGCUCUAGAGACGCCAAAGACAUGAUCUCAGCCCCAGAGCCCGGGACAGGAGAAUGGUUCAAAAAUCAUCCCAGCUACAAGACCUGGUUAACAAGCAAAUCAUCCAGUCUGCUGUGGGUCUCGACCGAAGCCGGCUGUGGUAAAUCGGUCCUCGCCAAACAGCUCGUAGACAAGUUGCUGCCACUGCCAGGCUCGGACUCUAGGGUAGUCUGCUACUACUUUUUCCGAGACGAUCUGGACAACUCCAAGGCUGCCCCUUCAGCCCUGCGCACCAUGCUCCACCAGAUCUUUGACCAAAGAGAGGAUUUGCUCACCAACGACCUUUUGGAGCACCUUGAAAAUGCGGGUGACACCAUGUCCGAGUCGUACGGACUGCUCUGGAACAGCCUCGUGUCGGUUGCAGAGCAAGAGAAUGGUCCUGAAGUCGUGUGUGUUUUAGAUGCCUUGGACGAGUGCGCGAGCAAGGGCCGUGACACGAUAACAAAAUCCUUGCGAGAGUAUUACGGUCCCACCGACAACAGUGACGGCGGCAGCGGCCAAAACAACUACGCACCCCAACUUGGCAGGCUAAAGAUCCUUUUGACCAGUCGUCCUGAAGAAAGCAUCAAGCGACAACUGCGCUUCAUGACCUCCACCAUUGGGCCACAGAACCGACAUGUCUGUCUUCAUCUGCAGGGGGAGGGGGAGGAAUGGAUACAGCUGAUCGAGAAGGACAUCAAAAUCGUCAUUGAGAAAAUCGUACUCGAGCUAACAGAGGACCUAAGCCUCACAACUGAACAGGAACAAGCCCUCCGCCUCAAGCUUUCAGAAAACAGAAACCUCACCUACCUUUGGGUCAAGCUCAUGCACGACUAUUUGGCAAACCAAGACGACAUCCUAACCCCUGGGGCAUUCGACCAAAGCCUGCAGACGUUGCCGGUCGAGGUGGAUGAGGCUUAUGAGAAGAUACUGCACCGCCGGCCUAACCCCUCACAGACGAAUAACGUCUUGAGGAUACUGCUAGCGGCGUAUUGGCCACUUUCACUACAAGAGUUUGCCAUAGCCUGGGCGGUAAAUUUCACAACUCCCCGUCCGGAAUGGUUGCAACAAAGAAUCCCGCCGUUUGCGCUUCAAGAUGUGAAGCCUGCCUCUGAAGAGCAAGCAAGGAAUCACAUCAAACGACACUGCGGUUCCUUGGUCAUAAUUGUGGACAACAAAGUCAGCUUUCUCCAUCAUACCGUCAAAGAGUUCUUGGUAUGUCUGCCGAGUCUGACGAUUAUGAGCACCGAUUGCAUGGUACAAAGUUGGAAACGUUCAAUUGACUUGGACGAGGUUCAUCACGACUUUUUGAACAUAUGCGUCAAGUAUCUCGCCAGCAUUCCUUACGGGAACCAUUGGAAUAUAAGCUUUGAAGAAGUCGUGGGUAAAUUCCCAUUCUUCUUUUAUAGUGCACAGCUAUGGCAGUUUCAUUGGGAACAAUGUGCUCGAAGGGAAUUUUUUCAAGCUACUAUCAAGGAUUACAUGUUGAGUCUACAGUACAAAGGAGUUAACAGAAGAUUCUGGCAUGUUUUACGGUAUAGGGUGACGAGAUACUAA
Molecule: messenger RNA, 2613 nt
Organism: Pyricularia grisea
Lineage: Eukaryota; Fungi; Ascomycota; Sordariomycetes; Magnaporthales; Pyriculariaceae
Exons: 2
Coding region: 1-2613 (870 amino acids)
Biological process (GO): guanosine tetraphosphate metabolic process
Source: RefSeq, a predicted model, not a curated record